This is a messenger RNA of Clarias gariepinus (North African catfish), 4697 nucleotides long. It is a transcript of the gene igfn1.3, whose product is annotated as immunoglobulin like and fibronectin type III domain containing 1, tandem duplicate 3. Gene Ontology annotation, molecular function: protein binding. The record is from RefSeq and is a predicted model, not a curated record. NCBI's taxonomy places the organism in Eukaryota, Metazoa, Chordata, Actinopteri, Siluriformes, Clariidae. The coding region runs from base 62 to 4561 and encodes 1499 amino acids. The transcript has 26 exons.
CGCUCUCCAGCAUUCUGCACUCUGAACCUCUGUCGCUAGUGAGGAGCUACACAUUUUCUUUAUGCACUGCACUCUAACCAACAAUUUAGGUAGGGAAAUCCUGCACGAAAAGAUGAAGUCAAAGGAGGAGGAGUCCACUGCUCCAGGGCAAUUAGCCAUUAGGAAAAGAUCCACAGUUCCUGGUGUGAUGAUCACUCAGUUUGUCAAGGAAAUUCCUCAUGGUAAAAGUCACCCAGACUUCUUGCGCAAACCCAUUGCCCUGACUAUUCAAGAAGGGAAGUUAGCUGUUUUUAAAGCAAUCGUCACAGGAGAUCCAACACCAACUGUAAGAUGGACUCGAAAUAAUGGUGAAGUUUCUAACGCUGAAAAGUACGUCAUUGUGUAUGAGCCAGUCACCGGAGAACACCAGCUACAGAUGCCUAAUGUAACUGUGGACCAAGCAGGCACCUAUAAGUGUUUGGCAGAAAACAAGUUUGGUUGUGCUAUUGUUACUGCCACACUUAAUGUAAUUGAGAUUGGUUUCAAGAAGAGCAAGGAAUUGCAAGAAUCACGAACAGCUCAACGUGAACAACCAGCUGAUUUCAAAAAGGUCUUAAAGACUCGAGCUAAUCGUGCAAAAGAGGAGCGAAAAGAUGGAGAGGUCGACGAAAGGUUCUGGGAGUUACUGUUGAGCGCUGAUAAGAAAGACUACGAGCGCAUCUGUGCUGAAUACGGAGUGACUGACUUCCGGUGGAUGUUAAAGAAAUUAAAUGAAAAGAAGAGAGAAAUAGAAGAACAGCAAGCAAAGUACAUUGAAUACCUGAGCAACCUGAAGCAUAUUGAUAUAAAAACUCCUGGUUGUGCACAGUUUGAAUUUGAAAUGGACCUCAGGGAUCCCAAUGCCAAAAUCUUCCUUUAUAAAGAUGGUGAACUGGUAGAGUUUUCUUCUGAUACAAGUCAGAAGCAUAGUCUACGUCAAAUUGGCAGACGCUUCAUCUUCACUGUCGAUGGUUUGUCUCCAGAUGAUGCUGGACUCUACCAAGUAGAUGUUGAAGGGGUUAACAUCUUUUCGACAAACCUAAAAAUUCCAAAUGUGGACUUCUUGGUAAAGAUUACAGAGGUAAAAGCGAUUGAAAGAGAGGAUGCAGUCUUUGAGUGUGUUCUGUCUGCACCUCUUCCAAAGAUCACAUGGAUGGGAAAGAAUGUUUCACUGGUUCAAGGCCAGAAAUAUGACAUUAUUGUGUCUGAAGAUAUGUUGGUGCAUAGAUUAGUAGUUAAAGACUGUAUGCUGGUGGAUAAAGGCAUAUAUGCUGCUGUGGUUGGAAUCAAAUCAUGCAAUGCCUGGCUGUUAGUGGAAGCUGACAAUGACUCGGACAAGCAUGGAAAAAAAGCAGCACGCAAAACAACCCAGGCUGGAGGUAGUGGAACUGACUUAUCAAAGAUUGCAACUGAACAGCAAGCCAAGUUACAGAAGGAAAGAGAGGAGAGGAAAGCAAUGCUCAAACAAAACCAGGCCUACCAGCCUGCACAGGCCUCACACAAUGAUGUUGAGCCUCCAGUUGAGCUUUCAGUCAAGCCUCUUCUUAACCCUCUAGCACAGCCUGCAGCUGAGCUAAUUCCACAGACAUCCCAGAAUACUAAAGACAAACCUAAGACCAAGAGUAACAAUCAGCCCAAGUCUGUCUCUAAAAGUAUGACAGUAGAGCCAAAGUUAGAUAAGUCAGAGAUGGAGGAAGUACCUCUAACAUCUGGAAAUAAAUGUGAUGGAGCUGGGAAAGCAGUGAAAUGUGAACAGCAAUCAGAACUAAUAGGUGAGGAGGAAGGAAAGGACAGUAAAAAGACAGGGCUAUUGAUCCCUGAUACUGUAAUUGAGGUAAAGGAAGUAUCUCUCAAAGCUGGGAAAAGAUGUGAUGGUUCAGGCCAAGCAGUGGAAUGUGAACAGAACUCAGAACAAUUUGGUGAGGUACAAGGCAAGGACAGAGACAGGACAGGGCCAUUGAUCCCUGACAUUGUAACUGAGAUGGAGGAAGUACCUUUAAAAGUUGGGAAGAGAAGUGAUGGAUUAGGGCAAGGAGUAGAAUGUAAACAGCAUUCAGAAAUAAUUGGGAAGGAGCAAAGCGAGGAUAAAGACAGGACAGGGCUAUUAUUCCCUGAUACUGUAACUGACAAAGCUUCCAGCCAAUCAAGCUCUUGUGCAGACCAAGGGGUUUACUUCACCAGUGGUUUACAAGAUGUCAAAGCCAUUGUGGGCCAUUCAGUUCAGCUGGUGUGCAAGAUAAACAAGGCAAACUGUGAUGGCGUGUGGUAUAAGGAUGGGAAAGAGAUAAAAUCUACAGAUGACCUGAUGACUAUCAAAGAUGGAGUAUUGCACAAACUGGUGAUUAAUAAUUGUACAGAGGUUGAUAAUGGAAAGUAUCGCUUUGAGGCAGCUGGGCGUAAAACAGAAGCUAUGCUCACUGUGGAAGACCCACCAAGGAUAAAUCAAGAUGAUAUGUCCAAGUUCUCCCAGCCUGUAAUCAUCAAAGUUGGCCAAAAUGCUGCCUUCAAGCUGAGCUUUAUGGGUCGAGAGCCAAUAAAAGUGCAGUGGUACCAUGAAGGCGAGGAGCUGCUGGAUGACAUAAAUGUUAAGAUUGAAAAGUCCUUCAGCAACAGCUGCCUUCUCCUCACCAAGUGCCAGCGCAAAGACACAGGAGAAAUCAAGCUCAAGCUAAAGAAUGAUUUUGGGAUUACUGAGGCUUUCUCUAAGCUCAUAGUCUUAGGUAAACCUACCAACCCAUUGGGCCCUGUAGAGGUAAUUGAGGCCUCGUCUUCAUGUGUGGAGUUUAAGUGGAGGCCUCCAAAAGAUGAUGGAGGUUCUCCUGUAAUUCACUACAAUCUGGAACGACAACAGAUAGGGCGAAACACUUGGAAGAAAAUUGGAAAUACGGGAGAUGAGGCCCACUAUAAAGACAUGGAUGUAGAACAUGGCAGAAAGUACUGCUACCGUAUAAGGGCUUUAACUGCAGAAGGCACCAGUGAUGUGUUUGAGACAGAAGACAUACAGGCUGGGACUAAAGCAUUUCCUGGACCACCCUCUACACCAAAAAUUGUAAGUGCCUUCAAAGACUGCAUCAACUUGUCAUGGUCCCCGCCAACCAAAACUGGAGGAACCAGCAUUGUGGGCUACAACCUGGAGAAACGCAAAAAUGGCAGCAACCUGUGGAACCAAGUAAACCCUAUAGGGGAGGAAAUUAAAGCCAAACAAUAUGCAGUUACAGAUGUUGUAGAAGGGAUUGAGUAUGAAUUCCGUGUCAUAGCCAUCAACUUCUCUGGUGCUGGAGAACCAAGCUCCCCUUCUGACUUUGUGAUAGCCAGAGAUCCUAAAAAGCCACCUGGUAAAGUUAUUGAUCUGAAGGUGUCAGAUUCCACAUAUUCUUCCUUGUCCUUGAGUUGGACUAAACCAAAGGAGGAAGAAGGGGUAAAGGAUGAGGCUAAGGGAUAUUUUGUAGAAUUAAGACCAGCUGAGAACACAGAAUGGACUCGCUGCAACUCCCAUGCAAUUAUCACAACCUCCUACACAAUUCUUGGUCUUAAGUCCAUGGCCAUGUACUGGGUACGAGUGGUUGCAACUAAUGAAGGCGGAGAAGGUGAACCACAGGACCUGGACAACUACAUCAUUGCCAUGCCUCCACCAGUGAAACCAAAAUUUACUGAUCGAAAAAUGAAGAGCUUUAUGGUGGUAAGAGCUGGACAUUCUGUUCGGGUGAACAUUAAUUUUGAGGCUUCUCCAAUGCCCACAGUAAACUGGCUCAAAGAUGGAAUGCCUCUAUGCAAACAUGUGACUGUAAGCAACACAGAAGGAACAUCUAAGCUUCUGAUUCCAUCUGCGGAGCGUUCUGAUACAGGAGUUUAUUCCAUCAUAGUCAAGAACAUGGUCGGCCAGGAGACUUUCAGUAUUGAAAUUAGGGUCACAGAUGACCCAAAAUCUCCUGGGCCAGUGGAGCUGGAGGAAAAUGUCUCUGGUACAUUAACCGUCUGUUGGAGCCCCUCUCCUGAUGAGAAGCGAGAUGACCGUCUGCACUACAUGGUGGCUAAACGUGACUCGGUCAAGCAGACCUGGCACACAGUAGCUGACCAAGUGUUCAACCACAGCUUCACAGUUGCCAACAUCAUGCCAGGAAGAGAAUAUAACUUCCGUGUGUAUGCUAAAAAUGAUAUUGGGAUUUCUGAACCUUCUGAGUCCCCAACAUGGGGGCGAGUGAGGAAGAAAGAAAGGUUCACCGUCCGUGUGCCUGAACCCAAGGCCUUGAACUUUGAAUCACCACCUACUUUCACUGUCCCAAUGAAAACACAUACCUGUCAAGAGAAGUAUGAAUGUUACAUGAGUUGUGCUGUGAGGGGCAAUCCCACCCCCUAUGUGACCUGGUACCACAACAACAUCAGUCUCAACGCAGAUGCCAAUUACUACAUCACCAACACGUGUGGUGUCUGUUCCUUAUUAAUACUAAGAGUGGGGCCUAAAGACAGUGGAGAGUACAAAGUUGUUGCAGAAAAUUCUUUAGGUCGUGCUGAGUGCAUCACUCAACUCAAAAUCAAAGAAUGAAGAGAUGCUGCCAUGGAUAUGUUCAGAGCUUUCUUAAGGUUAAUGUUACUUAUGUAUAACCAUUCAAGUUAUGUUUAAGUUGUGCCAGUAAUAAUUUUAUUUAAUAGAUGCUAAACAAAUAAAAAAAUUAAAUGUU